CGAGACGUUCCGGGGCUCGGCGCUGCUCCGUGGCCGUGCGGGGAUGGGGAGCAGCGCCUGGGGCUGCUGGAAACGCCAGGACACAGAAAUAUCUGCGUCUCUGAGCAUCUCUGCAGGGAAAUAACGCCCCGAUCCCUGCCGGGGCUCUGACCCCCUUUGCCUGUGCCAAGGCUGUGCCAGUGUCCUUGUGCCCCCAGCCGCGGGGCUGUGGCUGCUGUCCCCUUGUCCCCAGGAGGGAUGUGGCGCUGUGUUUGCCCCUGCACCCCCUCCUCAGCCCGGAGAUGAUGUUUUCUCCCAGCCGAAGGUGCUGACGAGGCUGGGGGGAGCCCGGCCGAGCCCGUGCGAUCGCCGCCAGCCCUGUGCUGUCCCCUCGGUGCUCGCCGGUGUCACAGCCAGCCCGGGUGGCCUUUGGGGCUGUUCCGAGCAGCAGAGGGGCGCAGGGACUCCAUCAGCAGCGUGUCCCGGGGACCUGGACCAUGGUUCCGGAGGUGCAGGCAGCGUCUUCCCUCUGUCCAGCACGCAGUGACGGGGAGCCCCGGCGGGGCAAUGCAUCCUGAAUGGGGCUGAGGCCCCCUGCCCGGGAAUAUGCAGCCUCGGCACCGCGGGGGCAGCACCGGGGCCGGAGCGCGGCGGGAUGGUGGCAACCUUCAAGAUCGCCGUGCUGGGAGCGCAGGGCGUGGGCAAGAGCGCCAUAGUCCGGCAGUUCCUGUACAACGAGUUCAGCGAGGUGUGCGUGCCCACCACGGCCCGCCGCGUCUACCUGCCCGCCGUGGUCAUGAACGGCCACGUGCACGACCUGCAGAUCAUGGACUUUCCCCCCAUCACCGCCUUCCCUGUCAACACCCUGCAGGAGUGGGCAGACGUGUGCUGCAGGGGGCUCCGGAGUGUCCAUGCCUACAUCCUGGUCUAUGACAUCUGCUGCUUUGACAGCUUCGAGUACAUCAAAACCAUCCGCCAGCAGAUCCUGGAAACGAGGGUCAUCGGCACCUCGGAGACGCCCAUCAUCAUCGUGGGCAACAAGCGGGACCUGCAGCGGGGCCGGGUCAUCCCGCGCUGGAACGUCUCCAACCUGGUGAAGAAGACGUGGAAGUGCGGCUACAUCGAGUGCUCGGCCAAGUACAACUGGCACAUCCUGCUGCUCUUCAGCGAGCUCCUCAAGAGCGUGGGCUGCGCCCGCUGCAAGCACGUCCACACCACCAUCCGCUUCCAGGGCGCGCUGCGCAGGAACCGCUGCACCAUCAUGUGAGGAGAGCCCUGCCAGGGGCACCCCAAACCCUGGGAUGGUUCUGCUGCACCAUCCUGUGAGCCCAGGGACCCCCCCAAAAUCGGGGGUGGUUCUGCUGCACCAUCCUAUGAGGAAACCCCUGCCAGGGGCUGCCCAAAUUUGGGGAUGGUUCUGCUGCACCAUCCUGUGAGACCAGGGAGCCCCCAAACUCGGGGACGGUUCUGCUGCACCAUCCUGUGAGCCCCCUGCCCAGGGACCCCCAAACCCAGGGAUGGUUCUGCUCCCUGGGCAGUGGGAGCUGUGCUGGAGGCACCUCUGGGCUUGCUGAGGUGACAUUUGGGGACAGGGGGUGCAGGGGGACAGUGAGGGGUGAGGGAUGGCCCUGAGCUCUCUGCCAGCCUGCAGAGCUUGAGGCCAAAGCCAUCCCAGGGGGUUGUACACAGCACUGGAGGGUGGAGGAGGCGCCCAAAUUUUUGGCUGUCACUUCAUCCUUGCCAGUUCCUGCCCUGGCAGCACAGGGGCAGCUCCUGGUGCUGCCUCAUCACCUGCUCCUGGAAGGGAAUUAUCCAGCACCUGUAUCCCAGUGUUCUGGGGGUGGUCCUGUCCCUGGGGCACAGGGAAACAGGAGUUCUGCUUUUCCCCUGGUGGGAUUUCUCCCCAUGGAGGGCAGAGCAGCCAGGUUACAUGUGCUGUCUUUUGGUUUGGUCAGGUCAGAUCUCCAGGCGGAAUUUCUGGAUGAAAGCAAAAAAAGGGGGGAAAAAGAAGUCCUAAUGCUGCUCCUGACACCCCCAGGAGCUGGGUUCUGCCUUCCCAGGGCUCUGAGCCCCCCUGUGCCCCAGCACAGCCCCAGCACAGGAAGGCUGUGAGCACCAAAUAACCUGGGAACGCUCCUUGCGGGGCAGGUCACCCCUCUGCUACCUCUGCUCCUGGGCUCAGCAGGUGACCAGCUUUGCACCCCAGCCCCGGGGGUGUCCUGGGCAGGUGGGCAUCCCCCUGUGCCCGCUGUGCCCCCCUGUGCCCCCGGCAGUGCCACCGGGCUGGGUUUUCCCACAGGGAUGUUGCCUCGGCAGCAACAGGGAGCUGGAGCAGCACUUCCAGCUGAAUUCCUGCUUUGGUUUUUUGUUUGUUGUUUUUUUUUCUCUCUGCAUAUCCCUAAUAGCAAAGUGAGUCCCCCAUGUUUUAUUUUUUUAAUUGUUGGAUUAUUAUUUUUUAAUCUUCUGGUUUGUGUUGGCACCAGAGCUGCAGCUCGCCUGCAUGCUGCCCUGCAGGGUGGGGCUGGCAAAGGGCAGCCCCUGCUAGGAAAUGGUGAUGGGGUGGUGGAGGCAGAGCAAGAGGCAGAGAGGGUCGUGGUUUCUUCAUGGCUGGUCCCUGUGAGACACAGGGAAACACCAUCCUCACCUGCUUGAGGCAGGAUCUGAUCUGAUCCAUCCUCCAGCAAAUCCAUCCCCGCGAUCCCUGCUGCCACAAGGAGCUGGAGGUGUUCAUCAGAACAGGACACCCAUCCCCUCUGCCACCACAGCCAGGUGUCCAGCACUGCUCCACUGUGCUCUCGGAAUUGCUUCCCAUCAAAGGCAGCUCCAGCUGAGCUCCAGUGCCUCUGACCACCCCAUCCCUGUGCCAGGGCUGGGGGUGCAUCCUGCUCCUCCCGCUUGGGGAAUCAAACCCCUCGCUCCAAAAUUUAAAACAAAAAAAGGGAAAAAAUUGGGAAAGGCAAUGGGGGGGACACGAGUCCAUCUCAGCCAGGAAGGGCAGUGGCACUUGUCACCAUCCCUCGCCUUCAUGGCAAACCUGGCUCCCUGUCCAAGCUCAUCCUGACAGGAUUUAUUAACACAUCUGAGUCCACUUAUUGAUCUCUGGCUAGAGCUUUACCCCUCCAAAUUAUCUGAGAAGGAGAUUCCUUGGUAAAUGCUAAUAAUGAAGCAUUUCUAAAGUGCUCACACGUACACAUAUCAACGACUAAGCCAAUACAUUGUUUGUUAUAACCCUGUAGCCUGCAGUUUAUAGCACAAUUAGUUACAGGUUUUUAUAGCAUCUAUUUAGUAUUUUGAAGAAAAAAAAAGAAGAAAAAAAAAAAGGUUAUAAAUAUAAUUGUUAUAUUCUAUUGUACUUUAUAGACAGAGGAAGUUAUAUUAGUAAUAACAACAACUCUCACUGCUUCUGCAGCAUUUCCCAGCUCCUGGAAGAACCAGGGCUACACAGAGCUCCUCUCCCCAGAGCCCAGGAAGGGGUGGGUGGUGCAGGCAGGGAGAUCCCGGCUGUCCAGGCACAGGGAUUGGAGCACGAGCACCCUGCGGCCCUACUCACACCUUACUACAGAUUUACCACUCACCCAACGCCCCCCUGCUCCUGCUGAGAGCAGCCCGGGCCUGGCACAAGCUGGGAUGUCCCCAUUGCUGUGCCCAGGGCAGUGCCAGCUCUGUGCCCUGUGCUCCUGGGGGUGAUGCUGGGUUCACCAAGGAUGCUCCCCUCUCCUCCUCCUCCUCCUGCCCCACUGAGCAUCCCAAGCCUGGACUUGGCUUCCCUUUCCCCCCUGGACUCCUUGUUGGAGAUUCCCGAGGUGUCUGCACCGCCUGUGACGCCCUGCACCUCCUUCUUUGAAAUUGAAUUAAAAAUCAGGUCUGUCCCCUUGUUCUG
This is a messenger RNA of Melospiza melodia melodia, 3859 nucleotides long. RefSeq names its product RAS like family 10 member B (gene RASL10B). The coding region runs from base 635 to 1246 and encodes 203 amino acids. NCBI's taxonomy places the organism in Eukaryota, Metazoa, Chordata, Aves, Passeriformes, Passerellidae. The record is from RefSeq and is a predicted model, not a curated record. Gene Ontology annotation, molecular function: GTP binding; GTPase activity. The transcript is spliced from 4 exons.